CAUUUCAGUCUUUGGAGAUGUUUUAGUUUCCGGGUCGGAGAGUCCGUCUCCACGCGUGUGGAAUUCUUUCGUCUGUCGUCCGUCUACCUGAACAUUUUUCACCGUUAUUAUGGCUCCGUCUCGCACCAAGAAGCGCCGCCCGUCCUUCCGGCGGUUGCUGAAGACCAGCAACCUGAAGCUGGACAACAAGAUGAAGAACCGGCAGAUGAAGCAACAAAACUCCUCCAAGAAGCAGCGCAAGGAGCACAGGAAGAUGCGGCAGGCGCUCAAGAGCGUCGCGCAGGCCGCGCCGCGCCCACUUGACGUCACCGCCAAAAACCCCGAGGAGGAAGAGGAGGAGGAGGACUUCCUGGAGAGUUUGCCAACUGACAUGAUGGACGACACCGACCUGCAGCAGAUGUCCUCGUUCCUCAGCAGGGAUCUGUCGUCAUGUGAUUCGGUGCACGGCACCAAGAAGCGCAAGUCCGAAGUGGUCCGAGGCUACGAGAAGAUUCCCAGGAAGAUGGCCGCCGUGCCGGAGGAGGAAGUCAUACAUUUGCUGCCCAUCAAAGACAAGACACGACUCAUCCCGCAGAGCAUGCACAAAGUGGUGACCAAGCAGCCGGAUGAGCAAGAGGAUGAAGAAGAGGAAGAGGAACCCACACAGGAGGCUGAAAUCGGAGCGGCGACGCUAGUAAACAAUGCGUUGCUGACGCCGGCGCAGCAACAGAAAGUCAGGGCGCGCAAGAUCCAAGACAGGAAGUUGACCAUCGCAAACUUGGCAUCCACCGUCAUCGCCAACCCCAGCACCAAUAUGAAGUGUGUGAAGCAGCUGCGCGGCAUGCUGAUGGAAGUGGACCCUUGCAUGGCGGUGACGGUCAGGAAGUUGGUGAUGGUGUCGCUGAUGGAGAUCUUCAAAGACAUCACUCCCACUUACAAGAUCCGACCUUUGACCGCCGCUGAGAAAGCCACCAAGGUCAAGAAGGAGACCCAGCAGCUGCGGGAGUUUGAGGAAGGCCUGCUAAGUCAGUACAAGUUCUACCUGGAGGAUUUGGAACAGUGCAUCAAAGACUGGAAGCAGAAGAAGAGCAAGCGCAGCCAAGCGGUUUCUCUGGACAGUUACUUGGGCCUGGCCGAGGUGGCCGUGCGCUGCCUGUGCGAGCUGCUCGUCGCCAUGACGCAUUUCAACUUCCACAACAACAUCCUGGUGGCCCUGGCGCCGCUGCUGAACGACCCCGUCAAGACGGUGUCCGACACGUGCUGCCGCGCCUUCGCCGAACUCUUUCGCCAAGACAAGGUGGGCGGACCCUCGCUCGCCGCCGUGCGAGUCAUCUCGGGUCUCGUCAAACGUCUCAACUACAACGUUAGGCCCAAGGUGCUGCAGACACUGCUGAGCGUGCGAAUCCAGGAAGUGUUGGUGAAGAAGGACCUGAAGGACACGACGCCCACCAUGAAGGCCAUGCACCACAAAGACAAGAAGAACCAGCUGUCACGCAUGCGGCGGAAGUGGAAGAAGGCGGAGGAGAAGCUGCAGCAGGAGCUUCUCGAAACCGAAGCGUCGGACAGCAAAGAAAGGAAGAUGAAAAUGCACACGGAGACGCUGAAUAUCGUCUUCCUGAUCUACUUUCGAAUUUUGAAGAAAGCUCACAAGUCUGCCCUCCUCCCUGCGGUGUUGGAGGGGCUGGCCAAUUUUGCCCAUUUGAUCAACUUGGAGUUCUUUGAUGACCUGCUCAAUGUGCUGCAGGGCCUUAUCCAAUCAGGAGAUCUGAGCAAUCGGGAGAGACUUCACUGCAUCCAGACCGUCUUCACCAUCCUGACGGGACACGGUGACGUCCUCAAUAUCGACCCGCUGAACUUUUACUCGGAGCUGUACGCCAUGUUGCCACAGCUGCACGCAGGAGCUCGCGGUGACGAAAUUGUCAUCGUGCUGCGCUGCCUGGACGCGAUGUUGAUCCGCCGCAGGAAGCAGGUGAGCCUGCAGAGGGCGAUGGCCUUCAUCAAGCGGAUCAGCGUGCUCAGCUUGCACGUCCAGUCGCACGCCAGCGUCGGACUCCUCGCCGCCGCCAGGGCCGCGCUGCAUUCAUUUCCAAGAUCCGACUUCCUGCUGGACAACGAGGUUCAGGGCAGCGGCUUGUACCUGCCCGAACUGCAACACCCCGAACACUGCAACGCUCACAACACCGCCUUGUGGGAGCUUCACGCACUGCAGAGACAUUUCCACCCGGUGGUUCGGCAACUGGCGUCCCAUCUGAGUCGCGGCGCCCCCAGCGAAGGCAGCGGGGCGCUGCCGCAGGAGCUGAGUCGCAGGUUGCCGGUGCAGCUGUUUGACGAUUAUGACGUCAAAGACAUGACCUUCAACCCACCAGUAGCUGCGCCCAGACACAAGAAGAAAAAGGAAGUUUUCAGAGUGGAUCGGUCGCUGCUGGAUGGCGAUUUGCAGCGACUUGUUGAUAACAGCUUGCGUUCCAGUCAGGAGGCGGAGCUUGACUUCUGGACAACACACAAAUACUGACCCUCAUGCAUACACAUACCAUGAGUGUGUCUGUGUGUGAUGUCAUCUGUAAAAUAUUUUAA
Messenger RNA from Hippocampus zosterae (dwarf seahorse), 2553 nucleotides. It is a transcript of the gene noc3l, whose product is annotated as NOC3-like DNA replication regulator. Gene Ontology annotation, biological process: DNA replication initiation. The record is from RefSeq and is a predicted model, not a curated record. The coding region runs from base 110 to 2491 and encodes 793 amino acids. Gene Ontology annotation, molecular function: chromatin binding. Lineage: Eukaryota; Metazoa; Chordata; Actinopteri; Syngnathiformes; Syngnathidae. The transcript is spliced from 21 exons. Gene Ontology annotation, cellular component: nucleolus.